Echinostoma caproni is the source of this 744-nucleotide messenger RNA. Lineage: Eukaryota; Metazoa; Platyhelminthes; Trematoda; Plagiorchiida; Echinostomatidae. The record is from the annotation of a GenBank genome assembly.
UUAGUGGUAACCGGUCGCCCCAUGGGGGCUCAUUCUUCCUUCACGUUACUCGUAUUACUUUGCCGUUCCUCUCUCUCUUGCUGUGUACAGGAAAAAUGUCCGUUCCGAUUCCCACCCGGCAACGAGAUCUACCGAUGUGGCAAUGUCUCGGUCUUCGAGGUGGACGGUUACACUUCUCGACUGUAUUGUCAACAAUUGUGCCUGCUGGCCAAGCUGUUCUUAGAUCAUAAAACACUCUACUACGAUGUGGAACCUUUUCUGUUUUACGUAGCCGCACUACGCGAGGAUGAUUGUUUUCAUCUUGUCGGAUAUUUCUCCAAAGAGAAACAAUCAGCCCAGAAGUACAAUCUAAGCUGUAUUGCUGUACUGCCCCCGUAUCAGAAACUGGCUUACGGUCGGUUCUUGAUCGAUUUCAGUUUCCUUCUCUCUCGCAUCGAAGGUCAACCGGGUUCGCCGGAGAAGCCACUGUCCGAGUUGGGCCGUCUUUCAUACGAAUCCUACUGGCGCUCCAAGGUACUUCCAUACAUUCUCCUCUCGUUGUCAGAUAAGCCGACCACGGAUGUAACCGGCACGAGCGUAUUGACCAACGGUGGACCUGGUAGAGAUGCAGAUCGGCUCGAUUUUACCGAAUGUGUAGUAACUAUUCAUCAAAUCACCGCCGCCACAGGAAUCGAUCCACAUGAUGUGGCUGCUACCAUACAACAGUUAGCCACUUCUGUCGAACUGGGAACUGACGGAAGGUAA